CCACGACUGUAGAACUCUCCAGUUCGUAGAAACCUACAUUGCAAGUAUCACGACACAAUGACUACAGCCCAUAGACCAACUUUUGACCCGGCCCGGGGUAAAGAGGCCCAGCGCGGUCCUGCCUAUCACCAGCGGCUAUUGCCUGCGCACAUGACAUUGAAGCACCGACAAGCAGGUCAGGGUGGCACAGGCGAUAACGAAACACGCGAUCUCCGAGCAGAGCUUCUUAAAGCUGAAGCCGCACACUACGCAAAAAAGAACGGUAACACAUUAUCCGAUGAUGCUGGCGAUGCUGAGGCAUCCUCGGCGGCUCCUAAGCGAACCAUCGAGGCCGCAACAGCAGAUGAAGAGGAUCAAAAUGAAGAUCCGGAAGUAAAAAGACGAAGAUUAAUAUUACAAGAAGCCAAAGAUAUCGAUGCAGACUCAGAGAAUUCAAGUGAUGAAAGCAGUGACAGUAGUGACGACGACGAUGACGAGGAAGAUGAACAAGCCGAGCUUAUGCGAGAGUUGGAGAAGAUAAAAAGGGAGAGAGCAGAGGCAAAAGCAAAAGAAGAGGCUGAGCGAGCUGCAAAGGAACAAGAGCAACGCGAAGUUGACAUUGCUCGUGGGAACCCUCUGCUGAAUCCAGGCGACUUCAAUAUCAAACGAAGAUGGGACGACGAUGUUGUGUUCAAGAACCAAGCCAAAGGAACUGAAGACAAGAAGAAGAAAGAAUUCGUGAACGAUCUACUACGUUCUGAUUUCCAUAAACGUUUUAUGAGCAAAUACGUCCGAUAAAUGAGUCUCGGUCUAGCCCACGGAAGACCUCCGGCGUGGCCGCGCCUCACCGUGGCUGGUGCUGUAGGCGCCACGAAUUGGGGGGUCAAUAGCCACUGUGGCUGCAGAUGCAGCUGUCCAAGGAUUGUUGGUGCUCAGCGAAGUCGAUUUUCACUGUCGCGGCCUUAUCUCGAUCUUCAACACAUUCGAUCGACUAUAAUUCCGCGAAGCUUGAAGCCCCCAACAUCAGAUCGGUAGAUCUUUUCCACUGAACCCUCCGAUCA
Molecule: messenger RNA, 1040 nt
Organism: Pseudovirgaria hyperparasitica
Lineage: Eukaryota; Fungi; Ascomycota; Dothideomycetes; Acrospermales; Acrospermaceae
Product: Cwf15/Cwc15 cell cycle control protein
Exons: 7
Coding region: 58-777 (239 amino acids)
Biological process (GO): mRNA cis splicing, via spliceosome
Cellular component (GO): catalytic step 2 spliceosome
Molecular function (GO): RNA binding
Source: RefSeq, a predicted model, not a curated record